This is a messenger RNA of Sebastes umbrosus (honeycomb rockfish), 4335 nucleotides long. RefSeq names its product integrin beta-1-like. Gene Ontology annotation, cellular component: focal adhesion; cell surface; integrin complex. The transcript is spliced from 17 exons. NCBI's taxonomy places the organism in Eukaryota, Metazoa, Chordata, Actinopteri, Perciformes, Sebastidae. The coding region runs from base 361 to 2772 and encodes 803 amino acids. Gene Ontology annotation, molecular function: collagen binding involved in cell-matrix adhesion; integrin binding; fibronectin binding. The record is from RefSeq and is a predicted model, not a curated record. Gene Ontology annotation, biological process: cell adhesion mediated by integrin; integrin-mediated signaling pathway; cell migration.
CCGGGCAGCAGCAGCAGCAGGAGAAGCGCAGCUCUGCGGGUUCGCCUCUCUGGUUUAGACCGAGGAGAAGAGGUCCGCACAGGCUGCUGCUGGGGUUUUGUUUCCGUCUCCGGCUACCGAACAGUUGGUUUUAAUACAAACUGUGUGCAUUUUGUCUGAGGAGGGAAGCUGAGGAGGGAAUGAGGAGCAGAGGAGGUCUACCGUGACUUUACCGGAGGAGAGAGAGAGAGAGUCUGCUGCCAGCAGGGCAGAGAGUCUCUGCUGCUGCUGUCUGUCUGUCUGAGAGCUGCAGCCCAGACACGGCUCAUCAGCAUUACUUCUUCUGUAUGCUGCCUCGGAAAUAACACCACAGCCUGCAAGAUGGACCUGAAGCUGCUCUUGAUAUCCACCUUGUUAGGAGUCUUUUGUUGCGGUAAUGCUCAGAAAGAGGGGAACGAGUGCAUCAAUGCCAACGCCAAAUACUGCGGGGAGUGCAUCCAGGCCGGAGCCAAAUGUGGCUGGUGUAAAGACCCGAACUUCCUGAAACAGGGCGAGACCGUGUCGACCCGUUGUGACGAGCUGCAGUCUCUGAUAAAAAGGGGCUGUGAUAACGCCAUGAUCGAGAACCCGCACGGGGAACAGACGAUCCUCAAGAACAAAAAGGUGACAAAUCGCAGAAAGGGAGCAGAUAAACUGAAGCCAGAGGACAUCACUCAGAUCCAGCCCCAGAAACUCAGCCUCACCCUCCGAUCUGGUGAGCCCCAGGCUUUCGAAUUGAAGUUCAAACGAGCGGAAGAUUACCCCAUCGACCUCUACUACUUGAUGGACCUGUCCUACUCCAUGAAGGAUGAUCUGGAGAACGUCAAGAAUCUGGGAACAAGUCUGAUGCUGGAGAUGUCAAAGAUCACCUCUGACUUCAGGAUAGGUUUUGGUUCCUUUGUGGAGAAGACGGUCAUGCCAUACAUCAGCACCACCCCGGCCAAGCUGCUGAACCCGUGCACGGGCGACCAGAACUGCACCAGCCCGUUCAGCUACAAGAACGUCCUGAAGCUGACCAGCGACGGCAAGAAGUUCAACACCCUGGUGGGCCAGCAGCACAUCUCUGGAAACCUGGACUCUCCUGAGGGGGGGUUUGAUGCUAUCAUGCAAGUGGCUGUGUGUGGGGAUCAUAUUGGUUGGAGGAAUGUGACUCGUCUGCUGGUGUUCUCCACUGAUGCCGGCUUCCACUUUGCCGGCGACGGCAAACUGGGUGGCAUCGUUCUGCCCAAUGAUGGAAAAUGUCACUUAGAGAACAAUGUGUACACCAUGAGCCACUACUACGACUACCCCUCCAUUGCUCACCUGGUUCAGAAGCUGAGCGACAACAACAUUCAGACCAUCUUUGCGGUCACCGAGGAGUUCCAGCCUGUUUACCAAGAGCUGAAAAAUCUGAUACCAAAGUCUGCAGUGGGCACUCUGUCUGCCAACUCAAGCAAUGUAAUCAACCUUAUUGUGAGCGCUUACAAUUCUCUCUCGUCCGAGGUUAUUCUGGAGAACAGCAAGCUUCCAGAGGGAGUGACCAUAGCUUACACGUCCCACUGUAAAAACGGAGUGGUCAGUGACGGCGAAAGUGGACGAAAGUGCUCCAACAUCUCCAUCGGGGAUGAGGUCAUGUUCAACAUCAGUGUGACAUCUAAGGGCUGCCCGAAACAAGGCAAGCCUGACACCAUCAAGAUAAAGCCCCUGGGAUUUACAGAGGAGGUGGAGAUUACCCUCAACUUCAUCUGCGAGUGUGACUGCAACAAGGACGGCAUCAAGAACAGUAAACUCUGCCACUUUGGCAACGGGACCUACGAGUGUGGUGCCUGCAAGUGUAAUGAAGGACGCGUGGGCAGACAGUGUGAAUGCAGCAGCAACGAUGUGGCCACAGAGGACAUGGACCGAACCUGCCGUAAAGACAACGGCACCGACAUCUGCAGCAACAACGGAGACUGCGUGUGCGGCACGUGCGAGUGCAAGAAGAGAGACAACCCUGAGGAGAGGUACAGCGGCCAGUACUGCGAUUGUGACAACUUCAACUGUGACCGCUCUGGGAACAAACUGUGUGGAGGGCAUGGACGCUGCGAAUGCAGAGUGUGUGUCUGUGACCCCAUGUGGACCGGAAGUGCCUGUGAUUGUUCUCUGGAUGACAAAACGUGUAUGGCCAGCAACAAGCAGCUCUGUAACGGCAGAGGAAGUUGUGACUGUGGCAUUUGCAAGUGCACUGACCCCAAAUUCCAGGGUCCCACCUGUGAGACUUGUCCCACCUGUCCAGGAGUCUGCACUGAACACAAAGAGUGCGUCCAGUGCCGGGCGUUUGGCACCGGUGAGAAGAAGGACACAUGUGAGAGAGACUGCAGCUACUUCAACCUGAUCAAAGUGAAGGAGAGGGACAAGCUGCCCCAGCCCAACGACGCCGCCUACCCCGUGAUGCACUGCAAAGAGAGGGACGCCAACGACUGCUGGUUCUACUACACCUACGCCGUCAACAACAACACGGAGAAGGAGGUUCAUGUGGUCGACACGCUGGACUGCCCCGCCGGUCCUGACAUCAUCCCCAUCGUGGCGGGCGUGGUCGCCGGCAUUGUCCUGAUUGGCCUAGCCCUGCUGCUCAUCUGGAAGCUGCUGAUGAUCAUCCACGACAGGAGAGAGUUCGCCAAGUUCGAGAAGGAGAAGAUGAACGCCAAAUGGGAUACGCAAGACAACCCCAUAUACAAGAGUCCUAUCAAUCAGUUCCAGAACCCGCGCUAUGGACGUAAAGCUGAGGCCCUUUAAGGUGAAAAUCCCAUCUACAAAAGUGCUGUCACGACUGUGGUCAAUCCCAAAUAUGAAGGAAAAUGAUGGCGUGGUAGUUUUCAAUGAACUCUGCUAUCAAGUAACUGACAACUGCAGUAUUUACCGCAGGUUUGGGGUCUUUGGGGGGGAACCUGCGGUGUCAUUUCUUCUUGUUGCUUUACAUUUAUGAUGUACCACGCUGCCACUGCAUCUGUAUUUUUACUAACACUUAAAAUUUAUAUGCAUUUGUUGUAUUUUAGAUGUACAGUAUACAGUAUGUGUAUAUACUUUUAAGUUGCAAGAAAGUGUUUUUUUUUCCUGCCACAGGACUGGUAUGGGCAGAGGAUUUAGCAGUUUUUUUAAACAACACAAUGUGGACACUAUGGAUAUACAAUAUAUGUACAAGAAUCCCUCAGCUUCUGUCUCUUUUUCACCUUUCUGUCCUCUUGUCUCUCUCUGUGCACUGACUUCCUGUGUGUGUCUCUGUGUGUCCCAGACAGGACCUGAGUUUAAUAUGUAAAUUGUCAGCAAUAGCAGCACAUAAUGUCAAUGUGUGUGUGUAUAUAUAGAAAGCAACUGCAAUAGGAGGUAUUGAAUAAUAUUUCACUAAGAUUGGACAGUUGUGUUGAAUCACAGUAGAUUUUGCAGUGGUUGUAAAUGUAGUUUUGAACUGCAGCUCAGAAACACAUUUUAUUGCACUCUUAUUGAGAACUGUUGUUUAUUCUAAAGGAGUGAAUACAGAAGAUGAAGAUUAAUAUCAACUAUCAUUAUUUGAAUUGUUGAUAUACUAUCACAAAGGGACUGUAUACCACUUGUUAAAAUUAUAAACGUGUGGUUAUGUUGAACAAUCAACGAUUUGUAUAAUUAUGAUACAAAUUGCAAUUUAAAGGAACAGUGUGUAGCAUUUAAGAGGAUCUAUUGGCAGAAAUGGAAUAUUAAUAAUUAUGUUUUCAUAGUGUACAAUCACCUGAAACUAAGAAUCGUUGUGCUUUCGUUAACUUAGAAUGAGCCGUUUAUAUCUACAUACGGAGCGGGUCCUCUCCACGGAGUCCGCCAUGUUUCAACAGUAGCCCAGAACGGACAAACCAAACACUGGCUCUAGAUAGGGCCUUUUGCGUUUUUGUGCAUCGCGUUGGCCACCGUAGUUCUCCUACAUGCUUGGCACAUGGAAGAAGUUUAUGCCUCCAGAUCCUACACACUGCACCUUUAACUAACGAAAUAUUGUUGUACUUGCUAACUGCAGUAACUUUAUUACUCAUUCUCAGGUCCUUUCCUGUGCUCUUGUCAAGUACGCCAAAAAUCCGUUUUAUGUUAGCUUGUUCCGUGAACUGGUGAACUCAUUUGUGUGAGUCAAUUCCGUUAGUUACUUCUUUUUUUUAGAUUGUAGGACUGAAACAAGUGUAUUUGUUCAGACAUCACAUGAAUCACCUCUGAAAUGCUUUCACACCCAAAUGAAGUACCACACACAAGCCUUUACAGUAUUGUUUUCAAAGUGCCUUUUAUUUCAAUACCAUGUUCUCUCCCAAUGCUGUUUGAGUUAUUUAUUAAAUAAUGUACAAAAAC